GUUGAAGAUCGGAAUAUUGUUCCGCGAAUUGUUUCAAAAGGAAUCGAUCUUUAUCACUACUUUUACCACUAACAGUCAAUAAUAACUCUGAAAAACCAAUCGUAACUGUUGUCAUGUGAUUUUAGUUAGAAAUUCAAGCCUUCGAGCGAAAAAUGUUACAUUGGACGUUUUGACUGCCCGCUUUGUACAUUGAACAAAUAACGUUGCACGAUGAGAAUCUGAAAAUAACUACUAAACAACGAUCCAAAUACUUGCACUUCGUGCUAAAAGCAGAUCAUUAUUGUUAUAACUCGUUGAAUUGAACUAAAAACGAUAUCAAUACCCGAAAAUAACAAAAACUCAAAAUGACCGAAGUGCGAUUUCGUGUUGUAUUGGUUGCUUUGUUACUUCGGAUGUAUCGAGCGUCAGAGGAAAGUGGUGUCCGAAGUAACAGUCGAGUGCUUAAAAUUCGAAUCUGUACAUUGGUCAUUUUUUGUAUCGGCGAUAAAAAGGUGAAAAGGAUAGAUACUUGAACGAUUGAUUUCUCAAUGCAUUACAUGAUUGAUAACUAAUAGUGUGCAUCCAUUAACUCGAUUUGUUUACAUUUGUUACUUAGGACGUUUUCAAAAGUUACGCGUUAUUUAAUUAACAAAUUGAUAUCAUCAAACUCCAUCGUACCAAAACAAAGGAAUUUUAGGAAAAAGUAUAUUGUUUUUGCGAAAAUUGUAACCAGAAGCUGGCUGAAUAGAUUUCCACAAUAUGUCACAACGAAAUUUGACGGAAUUGUUUUUCAUGCUUCGAAAUAAUGUUUUAUACAGUAAGAAUAUUUAUUCAGAAUCCAGAAACGCUGACAAUGUAGCUCUUCUAGAUAAAAGAAUCCCGGGAGGCCUUGAUGCCACUUUGCAACCAAAUUGGAUAGGCAAAUAUGAUGAAAUUCACUACCUUUUAUCAAAAAUCAAAACACGAAUUGAUGAUCUCUUGCAAAUUCAAGAUACUACAGCUUGGUCUGUUUUGAGCGAAAAUCGUGACAAUGAAUUAAGGGUUCAAAAUUACGCCAAAGAUAUAUCAAAGCAAAUAACAAACUGUCAUAGUCACAUAAAAUGUAUUAAGUCAUGUGCUAAAAAUCAAAACCGCCUGGAAUGUAUCCUGUUACAGAACAUUGAAAAGUAUCUAUUGAUGGCUCUGCAAAAGGAGACAGAAAAAUUUCAACAGAGCCAGAUGAUAUACAACAGUGAUCACAACAAUAUCGAAGAAAAAUCCAAGGCGUUAUUCGAGAACAUUUCUACCAAUAUAGAUACUAUUGGUAACAACUCUGUGGACACCUUCGACAAUUUUCUGAAUAUGAAUGUUGAAUCUUCCCCGAGGAACCAGUAUGAGAACGACGAUGACAGGCUUGAUGAAUACUUUCAGUUACCAGCAACGGGGAUGAGUAUUAACCAGAAACAACUAAUGCUCAUCGAGGCGGACAAUACUAAAAUGAUUCAGAGUCGAGAGCAUGAAGUUUCCAAAAUCGUAAGCUCUAUAGUUGAUCUCAACGUGAUAUUCAAGGAUCUCUCCCAAUUGGUGCAAGAGCAGGGUACAAUUUUGGACAGGAUAGACUACAACAUUGAAUCCACCCAGACAAAAAUCAUCGACGGUUACAAGCAGCUACAAAAAGCCGAGAAAUACCAAAGGAAAAACAAGAAAAUUUAUUGCAUACUAAUUUUGGCUGUCAUGGUAAUGUUUAUGAUAAUUUUGACCAUAUUUAAAAUUUUGUAAAGGGUUCAACAACAUCUUUGCUUAAAUAUGAGAGUUUGAAAGUAUUGUGGAAUGACCUGCACAAUCACUAGAAAAAGUGAUCUGUUAAAA
Toxorhynchites rutilus septentrionalis is the source of this 1827-nucleotide messenger RNA. It is a transcript of the gene Syx16, whose product is annotated as syntaxin-16. Gene Ontology annotation, molecular function: SNAP receptor activity; SNARE binding. Gene Ontology annotation, biological process: vesicle fusion; vesicle-mediated transport; intracellular protein transport. Gene Ontology annotation, cellular component: SNARE complex; membrane; endomembrane system. The transcript has 5 exons. Bases 739 to 1737 code for a protein of 332 amino acids. The record is from RefSeq and is a predicted model, not a curated record. NCBI's taxonomy places the organism in Eukaryota, Metazoa, Arthropoda, Insecta, Diptera, Culicidae.